Molecule: messenger RNA, 423 nt
Organism: Rubroshorea leprosula
Lineage: Eukaryota; Viridiplantae; Streptophyta; Magnoliopsida; Malvales; Dipterocarpaceae
Source: the annotation of a GenBank genome assembly
GCCUAGGGUUUUUCUCUGCUAGGGUUUCCACUAGAUGACGGCGAGCUCCUUCCUAACGAACUCCUUUCCCACUUAGGGGUUGCUUCUAUUCUCACACUCCUCUCACGCAGUGAAUCUAGUCAAUACUGCAGGGAUUCUCGGUCUCCUAAUGGCGGCAAGAGCACCAGUCGACAAUCAACCUUGCCUGCAACAGGGCAAGAGCAGUGGGCCGCGAACAACAAAAACAAGUAUCCCGACCUUUGAGGAUGAGGCGUUUGAAUUUGAAUCCAUCCUAGGUGGCAAUUGAUGCAUAGCCAUUUUAGAUAAUGCUUGGAUAAGGUUGUACCUAGGCUAAUAGAGGUUGUACGCAUGUAAAGAGGCUAUAAAAGGCCAAAACUAUGUAACUCGAAGGAGCUCUUUGAUGAAUAAUGAAAAUGGUUCUUC